AUGCCCCCCAAUCGUAGCACGGUUGAGCGGCUGGACAGGCCCAGCUCGUAUGCGACGGCUAAGCGGAGGAGAUACCGCGCUGCCGAUCCAGACCACAGACGCCCACCGAGUCCCGAUCCAGAGGAAAAGCUCAAGGAUGCUACUACGCUCUACGUAGGCAACUUGUCCUUCUAUACAACUGAGGAGCAGAUACACGAGUUAUUCUCGAAAUGCGGUGAGAUCAAGCGCCUGGUCAUGGGCCUCGAUCGGUAUCAGAAGACGCCUUGCGGGUUUUGCUUCGUCGAAUACUACACUCACCAGGAUGCGCUGGAUUGCAUGAAGUAUAUCGGAGGGACCAAGCUGGAUGAGCGAGUCAUCCGGACUGAUCUCGACGAAGGUUUCACUGAGGGCCGACAGUAUGGACGCGGAAAAUCCGGAGGACAAGUCCGAGACGAAUACAGAGACACGUACGAUCCUGGCCGUGGCGGGUACGGCAGAGCUAUGGACGAUUUCGGCGGUGACGAGCGCGACUAUCGGUAG
Molecule: messenger RNA, 519 nt
Organism: Westerdykella ornata
Lineage: Eukaryota; Fungi; Ascomycota; Dothideomycetes; Pleosporales; Sporormiaceae
Product: nuclear cap-binding protein subunit 2
Exons: 5
Coding region: 1-519 (172 amino acids)
Biological process (GO): mRNA cis splicing, via spliceosome
Cellular component (GO): nuclear cap binding complex
Molecular function (GO): RNA cap binding
Source: RefSeq, a predicted model, not a curated record